This is a messenger RNA of Dioszegia hungarica, 1293 nucleotides long. RefSeq lists its product as uncharacterized. The transcript is spliced from 3 exons. The record is from RefSeq and is a predicted model, not a curated record. The coding region runs from base 1 to 1293 and encodes 430 amino acids. Lineage: Eukaryota; Fungi; Basidiomycota; Tremellomycetes; Tremellales; Bulleribasidiaceae.
AUGGCAGCCAGCUCACAGGGCGGACGCCCCAACACGGACCUCUGGCACUUGAUCGUUCCCUAUCUCAAAAAACCCACUCCACUUCCUCUCUCCCGCGCGCCUCGGUCCGCCAUCAGGCAAGGCGACCUGUGUUCGCUUGCACUUGUAUGCAGAGCGAUCAAUUCGAUAGCUGAGCGUGUCCUGUACACCACUAUCAUUACCGAUAAACUCCCCCUCCUCUUCCGCAACAUCGCGUCCGCGUCGGGUCGGCGGCGGCUCGCUCAUACUCGUCGCCUACUCAUCGAGUACUCACCAUCGUUACAGACUACUAGCCCGUCAUACAAGACCCUCCUGAAAAGCGGCGGGGAAGCUUGGGCGCGGGUCGGCCAGAAUCUCGGGGGCAUCAAGGUCAAAAUUGCCAAGCAGUGCAUCGAGGAGAAUGGCCAGCUCCAGUCGGCGCUGGAGUGGGUCGCGAUGGAUAUGGGGAUGGUGGGGAGGGUGUUUCCCAAGCUGGAGGCAGUGGCUACCGCCUCUAUCUAUGGGAAAGAGGACAAUCGGUGGCGAAUCUACCAAAACCAUCUCACGGAAUCGAGGGAGGCCAUGGCCUAUUUCGCAUCCUCCGACUGCAUCAUGCGCUUCUUCAUGUUUGUCAAUGCCCUGCCCUCCCUCCGGCAACUAUGCGUCCGGAAUCCCAACGGUCCCUUCUCGGUCCCGCAGAACACCCACGCGACCCAGGCCCCGCCCGUCAACUAUGAUCGGACCAUCCAUUACUCGGCUGACCUGGACGAGGUGUACGUCCCUUGGGGCAAACCUAUCCGGUGGACGAGCGACGCGCCCUCCAACAUGCCCUGGCAAUUCGUCGGCGAGUCACUGGCGCAGGAAAUCGACCGGAUCCAGAAUAUCCGGCGGGACAAGGCGGCUUACGACCCCAGGUGGCAGGACCCGCGGAAUGGGCUGGAUGUCGAGAUCUACUGCUCGACGGCGGGGGCGCUUGAGGUUGCCAAGGCAGGGGAGGAGGAGAUUGUCCUCCAGAGGCACCCGGGAUGGUCCCCCUUGCCUGAUUUCAAGGCCAGGCGGAUGCCAGUCGAGGAGCAGAGAAAGUUGGCGGCUGGGUUUGGUAAUAACGUGCAGACCGAGUCGAGGGAGGACUUUGGGGAGCAGGAUAGGAUCAGGUGGUUUGCGUCGCCUGAUAUGCCUGUCUGUGUGGCGUAUGUGAGCAAGGAAGGAAGGACAGAGGGCCAUAACGCCGUUAAACCCCGUGAAAAAGAUAUUAGUAUGGGUGCCCUACCAACUGCUUCCGCUCUGACCAACUGA